AUGACCAAUGAAGCUGCCUGGCUCAAGGAGCCCAAAGCCAAUGUCGAAAUUGCGCCGGCCCCGAUGUACACUCCAGGUCCCGGAGAUGUGUUGGUGAAAGUUGAGUCGAUUGGAUUCAAUUCCAUUGAUGCGAAAAUACAGAAGCACUCCGCGCUCCCCAUUCCUUAUCCUGCCAUUCUCGGGGUUUCCUUCGCUGGCGUAGUCGAGGAAGUCGGUCCCGCCGUUACCUCCGUACAAUUGGGAGAUCGCGUGGUCGUUAGCAAAUGUCCUGGUGGUGGGAACAGCUAUAGUGCCUUUCAGAAGUACGCCCUCGCCAGGGAAUCUUUCCUCGCGAAACUCGACCGGAGCACUACUUUCGAUGAUGCAUCUGCGGCAAUAACCAAUUUGGCUACAAUAGUAGCGGCUUUGACCAUACAGAUGGGACUGCAGCGUCCCCCACUUUCCGGAAAGGCGGAACCCAAUGGGAAGAGGGUCCUCAUAUAUGGAGGCUCAUCGAGCUGUGGUCGGUACGCUACCAAGUACGCUUCCGAUGCUGGAUACGAAGUUGUCACGACCUCGUCUCCAGGACAUAGGAAAACCGUGGAGGAGCACAAUCCUUCCUACAUCAUCGAUCAUACACUGCCUCAUGAGAAGUUGAUCAGCGAGCUCAAAUCUCACGGCCCCUACGAUGCUGUGUUCGAUGCCAUUGGCACACCCCCUGUGACGGCUAUGCUGGUUGCCAUGUUCGGUGAGAAGGGAGGAUCAUACCACACUACUUUGCCUCCUAUGGGCGACGAGCUGAUUCCAACCAACGUGGAGAGGACAUUUGCGUCCUAUACCGCUUUGCUUAACAAGAACGAAAAUGAGGAUGUUCGAAAAUGGUUCUUCGAACAGUAUGUUCCGAAGGGGCUGGCAAAUGGACAGAUUAUCCCGAGCAGCAUAAUCAAGAAAGAGAACGGUCUGAGAAGUGUGCAGGAAGUACUGGAUAGCAUUUUGAGUAUUACUGGAAAGCGAUUCGUUGUUAACCCCCAAAAUUAG
Messenger RNA from Aspergillus lentulus, 1017 nucleotides. Its product is annotated as zinc-binding alcohol dehydrogenase family protein. NCBI's taxonomy places the organism in Eukaryota, Fungi, Ascomycota, Eurotiomycetes, Eurotiales, Aspergillaceae. Gene Ontology annotation, molecular function: oxidoreductase activity, acting on NAD(P)H. The record is from RefSeq and is a predicted model, not a curated record.